Zeugodacus cucurbitae (melon fly) is the source of this 1685-nucleotide messenger RNA. RefSeq names its product flap endonuclease 1 (gene Fen1). The coding region runs from base 122 to 1270 and encodes 382 amino acids. The transcript has 5 exons. Gene Ontology annotation, cellular component: nucleus. The record is from RefSeq and is a predicted model, not a curated record. Gene Ontology annotation, molecular function: magnesium ion binding; 5'-flap endonuclease activity; DNA binding. NCBI's taxonomy places the organism in Eukaryota, Metazoa, Arthropoda, Insecta, Diptera, Tephritidae.
UUGCGAAAAUCGGUUUAUCGUUAUAGCACAUUGGUAAAUAACUGCGCGCCAACAAAAUCUUCAUUUAUACGCCAUAGCGCCUCCAAACAAUUUCAUUUCAUUAAUAAUAUAAAAUAACAUCAUGGGAAUUUUGGGCUUAGCGAAAUUGAUCGCAGAUAUUGCACCAUCCGCCAUAAAGGAAAAUGAAAUCAAAAACUACUUUGGCCGUAAAGUGGCUAUUGAUGCAUCUAUGUGCCUGUAUCAAUUUCUAAUUGCCGUACGUGCUGAUGGUGCACAACUAACCACUGUGGAUGGUGAACCUACUUCACAUUUGAUGGGUAUGUUUUAUCGCACCAUACGCAUGUUGGAGCACGGCAUCAAGCCGGUAUAUGUGUUUGACGGUAAGCCACCAGAUCUAAAGUCGGGUGAAUUGGCUAAACGUGCUGAGCGUCGUGAAGAGGCACAAAAGGCCUUAGAGAAGGCGGAAGAAGCCGGCAAUGCAGAGGAAGUGGAGAAAUUCAAUCGACGUUUGGUGCGUGUUACGAAAGAGCAUUCGCGUGAAGCGCAGGAACUACUUAAAUUAAUGGGUGUGCCAUAUGUGGUGGCACCCUGUGAGGCGGAAGCGCAAUGUGCGGCGCUAGUAAAGUCGGGUAAAGUUUAUGGCACUGCUACAGAGGAUAUGGAUGCGCUUACUUUCGGCUCAAGUGUGCUGUUGCGGCAUUUAACAUUUAGCGAGGCGCGCAAAAUGCCGGUUAAAGAGUUUAGCUAUGAGAAAGUGCUACAAGGCUUCGAACUGACAAGCACGGAGUUCAUAGACCUCUGCAUACUGCUGGGUUGUGAUUACUGCGAAGGCAUUAAAGGUAUUGGUCCAAAACGCGCAAUUGAAUUAAUUAAUACUUAUCGUGAUAUUGAGACAAUACUCGAAAAUAUUGAUCAAAAGAAAUAUACCGUUGCGAAAGAUUGGAAUUAUAAAGUUGCGCGCGAGCUCUUUAUAAAACCCGAAGUAGCAGAUCCACUAACUAUUGAGCUUAAAUGGACUGAACCAGAUGAGGAAGGUUUGGUGAAAUUUCUCUGUGGUGAUCGCCAAUUCAAUGAGGAUCGUGUACGCGCUGGCGCAAAGAAAAUACAAAAGUCAAAAAAUACACAAACGCAAGGACGUUUAGAUAGUUUCUUUAAGACUAUACCAUCUACGAAUAAAGCUACACCUAAACGCAAAACAGAAGACGACAAGAAGACUGCCAAUAAAAAAGCAAAGACUGGCGGUGCCGCACGUGGCAGGCGUCCCAAGUAAGACCUUAUUGUUGUAAUUGUAUUACUGACUAUAAAUAACUAUUCUAAGUAAUAAGCGUGUUUAGUAAUUAAGUAUAUUUUUGAAAAUACGGGCUGUAAUGCCGCAGACACAUUGUUAAAAAUUAAAGCCACAUAUACUGCUGUCAUAAUUUGUUAAAACUCAAUUUUGUUUGUUUAAUAAUUUUAAUUUUUUUUAUAUCAAUGAAAGUUGACAGUACAGUUUAUUUAUUAUUAAAUUCUAAAACUUAGUUCGCAACUAUUUGAUAUUACAACAAUAUUUUACAUUUAAGUCAAGUCUACAACUUGUGUGUAAACGUAAAAAACUGCUUACAACUAUAAGUACGAUUAAGGCUUAAAUUUAUUACAAAUGUCUCGUAAAUAAUGGAAUAAAAAUAAAAGUUGUGCACUAUUAUGAA